Molecule: messenger RNA, 5328 nt
Organism: Harpegnathos saltator (Jerdon's jumping ant)
Lineage: Eukaryota; Metazoa; Arthropoda; Insecta; Hymenoptera; Formicidae
Product: probable serine/threonine-protein kinase DDB_G0282963
Exons: 11
Coding region: 272-4588 (1438 amino acids)
Source: RefSeq, a predicted model, not a curated record
GUGGCAGCAGGCGUCGUCGGCUAUCAUGGCGUCGUCGUAAGUGUCGGCCCGUGUUUAGUUUCUGCUGUGAAGCCCGCACACGGUCUUAAGUUUCGUGUUGUGACUUUCCCCCGGAGAAUCGUCCGCGCAUCGCAGCGCGAUGUUUAGCCGAACGUCAUCCGAUCAUCGCUGAGAAACGCACGUCGAGGUGGAAGCAAGGUAACCGCGAGGCUCGACGAACGGGCCGAAAAGGUAUCUCGCGACGACGAGGGAGCUCCUCGCUCCACGCAAAAUGUCGCGGAAGAGCAGGAAGCGAAAGUCAAACGGCGAAGAACAAGCCGUACUCGAUGGAGAGCAAGAUAAUUUCUUUUCCGACGAGAUACGGGACGAGAUGGAGACAAUGUGGGAGAUACCGCAAAUUUUUCACUUUCUCCACCUGACGAGGGAAUCCCUCAAUAUACCUCAAUUGUCUAUGUAUGAGAUGGAGAGGAUGCUUUCGAUACCAAGAGCGUCGAAGCAGUUGGCAAAUAUCAUGACGUGUCUGCUAAGCUCUCCGAUUAUCAAAGCAAAACUACGCAAGGUACCACCGAUGCCGUAUGAAUUUUGGAUCAACAUCCUGGCGCACAAGAUGGGGAGUUGGUUCAAAGUUUAUUACUCCAAGCACAAAGAUGCCAUCAAAGUUCUAGAGACCAUCGGCGUCGAGCCGGAGUUUUGGAAUAUAUUUCCCGACGCUUCGUUGCUCGACGGCAAGGAUUUCGAGAACUUAAGUUUCAAGCAAAGAGCCUGGUUACUGAAAACAGUCUGUGAUACAAUCAUGCAUACGAGGAAAACUGUUCAGGAGGACAUGGCGAAGCAACCGUGGGAGGACCAAUUCGAAACGACUCUGGGAAUCGACCGUUACGGAGCGAGAUAUAUCUAUUUUCCGCAAUUCAUUGCGAGCGAUCUUAGGAUUUACAGGCUUUGCCUGGACAAUAAAAUCUUUUCGACCGUCAAGCCUGUCAGACCAAAGCAAGAGGCAAACUCGAACACGGCCAAUUCACUCCGCGCAAAGUUGAACAGAUACAGGAUAAGGAGAGCGCAAUCUAGCAAUAAUAAUAAUAACAACAACAACAACAACAAGAAUCUAUCGGAGCGACCAAACAGGUGCGAGAGUAGAAUCGAAGAUAAAGACCUCGGCUACAAAUGCAACAACGACAGCGCGACAAGCUCGUUUAUCAGUGAGGACACGAACCUAAGUAGUACAAGCACAUGCAGCAAUAAUAACAACAUCAGCUUGGACGCUGUCAAUAGGAAGCGUUGCAGGAGUCUGUCGAAGAUGUCCGAGGAGAGCGUGCUGUCGAACGCGAGAUCCAGCGGUUACGACACCAACACCUCUAGCGACAACAGAUCUCUCGACGACGACGACGCGAAGGUUUUCAAAGGUUUCUCUAACAUUCAAAGCGAUAAUUGCAAGAUCGGAAUGAUCAACGGCAUAUUGGACGAUCUGAAGUUGGAGAUCGAUGAAAAUAAGGAGCAAAAUGGCUGCGAGAGCAACAAGUUGGAGAGAUCAAAGGGAGGUCGAGACUUUGAAGGUUUUUGCAAUAAAAUAGCAGAUUCGUGUGUCGAAAAGACAUUGACUGUUGAGAAAAAAGAAAGUGAACGAUCGGUCGACCAUUUGACUGGUGUUUCAAAGACAGACGAUGAGAAACUGAACGAAAUAAUCAUAAGUGCCGAGAGUUCCAAGUUACCUGCCGGUGUAUGUUCCGCACGUGUAUCAGUCAGUGAUAACGUAGGUGAUAAUAUAUCAACGUCGUCCAAGUCGGACGACGAGAAGUUGAGCGAGACCAAGUCCGGCGGUGAUAAUAUUAGCGAUAAUUGUAAAGAGAACGGUGUAAAUAGAAAUAGAACUUUUAACGGGGCGCACCGCGCAUCUUUCAGCAAUAAAACGUCGUUAAGUAACAGAGUGUCUAGGCGGAAAAGUGACGGGAACAUUUCUCCGUCGCGCAAGGCAGAAUCGAACGAUUCGAUCCAAGAGAGAAGCCCGUGCAAGAGACAGCUACGAUCUCGACACCGGGCGACGCAGGAUAACGCGAAAGAUGCAGUCAAAAAGGCAAAGAAGGAGACGAAGAAGCGAGUGGAGUCGGGAGACGAAGCUGUUGUGAAUUCUUCCGCGAGCGAGGCACACUUGGAAGAAACCGUGGACGAUGAUUCAGACGAUUACACGAAUUCCGACCACGGUUACAAUCUGCGGAGAUCCAGCCGCUUGAAAACGGACGAGUGCAAGAAGCACUUCAACAAUCUGCUCUCGGACCUUAGCGUUUCCGAUUUUCACUUGGUAGUCGACAGCGUGGAAGCAUUGAGAGAUCUCAUUUCUAGUUUCACAGAAGGUGAAUCGAAAGGCACCGAUGUCGAUAUCGCCGAUAUUGUUCCUUUGUGUGAAACCAAGUUAGUAAAGAGGCUGACCGAAUUGCUAAAUUCCUUGGAGGAUGUAGAAACCACUUUGAAGGAUGCCACGCGAAAGGCAAAGUCAAAGUUGCAAAGGGAAUGGUCCAACUUGAAGGAAGGACAAGUUGGUGUGUGUUGUAGCAGUGUGGAGGAUCAGGAUUCAUCCGCAGAGGGUGGUCUCAGCUCUAAUUGGUGGGUUCUUGGAUCGCAGGGCUGUCCACUGUCAGCUCCCGGAGACGCAACGUUACAAACGUUACCGCAGCUUGCCCUAUCCUCAUUUGGCUCCCAAAGCCAACAGCCGUGCCCCGAAAGCGGCGAACACAAGAAUGAGGACAAGAGCGCCGAGCGGGAUUGCUGCGAGAGCCGGGAGAGCGACGGCGAACGGCGAAGCGGCGACGAGAAAGCGGGAGUCAAGGCCGAAGGAGGAGAGCAAGUCGAGAAGAAGGAACAGGAGCGAAAACGCAAACGGGAACGUAAACACAAAGAAGAAACCGACGUCACGUCAAACGGCGAAGCAGAUGCGGAACAAGAAACGCGACGAGUACUACGAGCGCGUGGCAUCUCCUCGUACACAGAGCAAUUUUACUCAGACUAUGAGAGCGACCAGAACGAGCUGGAAGAAUGGACCGACGUUGAGGCAGUCUACGCGGCUCCCGGCGCACCGGCCGAUACAUCCGCUUCUCACAUUGCUCCGAAAGUCCGAUACGCUGACGACUGGUCGGAGACGGAGGACUCAGAUCAAGAUUGGAUUCUACCGGGCACUCGCAAAAGGAAAAAUAAACGUCCGCCUACCAAUCGAAGGAUAAAAUCGUUUCAGAACAAGUUGCAAAACAUUCGAGAGAACGCAUCCCAGAGCACUGUAGCGUUUAGUAUGCCUAAUCCAAGUGGCGCGAAAACCGGCAAGGAUAAAUCCAAGGAUAAUAGCAAAGAGCCGAGAUCGGAAACUCCAAACGAUACAAAGCUCUCUAACGGUCGCGAGCGGUCUGCAGCUAGUCAUCGAGUGAAAGCCGCAAAUCCCAAGCAAGCGAUACCUCUCCAAGAUGCAGUCUGCAAGUUCGAGACUGGCAGCAGUGUGCACUCAGAGUUAGACAUCAAGGACGAGGGUCCGAUCUACGAGUCCAAUGCGGGUCAAUAUGUCAAAAACUACAACUUGAAUCCGCAACAGAACUACGUGCUGAAGAAUGACUCAAGACCCAUCGACUAUUACGCGAUACCUCAAACCAUCAGCAUACCGAAUAUGCCAGUGGUCCGGCAAGAUUAUUACAUACAGAGCGCGCCAAAUUACAUAAUACAAAAUCCGCAGGCGAGCUUCUUGUCACCCGCACAGCAGCCUCAACAACAACCACAGCAACCGACCGUGAUCUAUCAGCAACAGGCAAUAUUGGCCCAACCUUUCGUCAAUAACGUUUCUUAUGCUUACACGACGCAGCCCCAGUUCAACGUCGUCGCUAAUAACCCAGCGUUGACAAGCCAGCCGCAGCCGAGACCGCAGAAUCCGGCUCAACCAGCAACGAGGCCGCAGAGCCGACCAGCCGGUCAGCAGAACAGGUACAUCGCACCUCGACGGAAUCCAGUGCAGCCUAACGUUACGAUAACGAGAGGCAACGCGCCUUCCCGGGACAACUGUCCUAAACCAGCCGCUAAGCCAAAAUCCGUGAGAAGCAAGAGCCAACAGCCACGUGCGUCCAACUCCAAUGUGACGCCCAGACGCAGAUCGACGCCUCAGAUAUCCACCACGGACAGCAGCGGUCAGCAGAAGACCACGUCGUUGAUUGUGCUGAGCGACAGCGACGACGAGAUAGAGAUGAUCAUCACGGAGAAGAGCGCCGGUAACAACGAGAAAGGCGCGUCGACCUCGGCGCCAACGGACAGGCCCAAGGUGACGCCUCCGAGAAGUGCGAAUUCGACGAAGCAGAUACCUAUCGUCACCUCCGACGCCUUGAUCCCUUCGACGAAGGGCGUCAUACCGCCACAGAUCAUCGAGCGGAUGAAUCAAGGCGGCAUAUCCAUCACUCCGGUAAAGAGCGCUGCUCCGCAGACGGCGUCGAAUACGCAGCUGGUGGUGGUCGUGAACGAGACCGGGAGCCAUUACGCGUUAGCAUUGCCCAACGGAAGCAAGCUCAUACUCACUCCCGAGCAGGUGGCGCAGAUCAGAGCGUCGAACGGCGGAAAACUGAUAUUGUAAAGUAAACGCGGCGACGAUGUCGGCUGAUCUUUAACCACAUGAGCGGUAUAUGCGUGUGUGCGUGUGACUGUAUGAGUGCGUGACUCCGCCUUGCUCCCUAAUUCGUCAAGAACUUUGGCGAUUUUGCUAAGCGAAUGUGAUAUGCGACAAGGUAAAGGUUCCCCGAUUGCCGGACAUGUUCGCAUAUGUAUGUAUGUAUGUAUAUUCGUACAUACAUACAUACAUACAUACAUACGUACGCGAAGACUUUGCGAUUCCUCCGUUCAUCAUUUGAAAUAUCGAAUGAAUCUGUUCUUAUUUCUGUUGCGAUAUUAACUCCUUCACUCAGUGAUCAGUCAGUUUAUGUAUACUACAUAUGAUGAUAAAAUUGCAUAAUCUAACAUUAUUACACUGUUACAAAUGAACCGCAAAUUAAUGAGACAAUUGCGGAUUUUAUCCACGAUAUUUCACUUAUAAAGUAUGUAUAUAUACAUAUAUGUAUAAAUAAAUUAUCAUAAUGAUUAUUAUUAGAUUCUUCACAGAUAGAUGGCAAAUCAUUUCAUCUGCUGAAAAAGUUCAACAAUCAUCAGACCGAGUAUUUUAGAUUGGUCGGAUAUAUCGAUCUGUCGCCACGUCCUAAAACUGAUGUUUUCUCAAAUAAUUUCAAUUCAUGUAUCCUUCAUGCAUCAAUAGCAAAUCUUUAUGGUCUCUCCAUUAAAUUAUAAAAUAUUGAGUGCAUAAAAGUUGUUUAAUUUCAGCUU